Molecule: messenger RNA, 4362 nt
Organism: Sceloporus undulatus (fence lizard)
Lineage: Eukaryota; Metazoa; Chordata; Lepidosauria; Squamata; Phrynosomatidae
Gene: ATOH8
Product: atonal bHLH transcription factor 8
Molecular function (GO): protein dimerization activity; DNA-binding transcription factor activity
Source: RefSeq, a predicted model, not a curated record
CCCUCCCUCCCUCCCUCCCUCCUUCCCUCGGUGGGAGCAGCAGGCAGCGUGCGGUGUGGGCUCCUGUGCAAAGCCAGGCUAAGGCAACCCAGAUGCCGGGCUGCUGUUGCUGCUGCCCCUGACAGAGAGAGAGAGAGAGAGGGAGCCUGAGGAGGAGGAGGAGGAGGAGGGCCCCUGGGGGGCCAUGAAGAACAUGCAGCUGCUCCCGGAGGACGAGGAGGAGGGGGCCAGGGAGGCUGCCCGCUGGAAGCGCCUCUGCCUCCAGGAGCUGAGGGGCCUCAAGAAGCUCCGCAGGAACCAGAAGAAGAAGGAGGAGGAGGAGGAGGAGAAGGAGAAGAGGAGGAGGAGGAGGAGGAAGAGGGCAGCCCCCAGGAGGGAAGACCCUCAGCAGCAGCGGCAGCAGCAGGAGGAGGCUCUGGACCUCCGGAGCAGCCAGGCUUUCCCUGGCCCCAGGGACCCCCGCCUGCCCCCCCAGGCUCCAGGGGCCCCCUCCCCUCCUCUGGGGCUCUUCCCUCCUGGCUCUUCUUCCUCGGCCCCGCUGCCCCACGCUGCCCUCUACAGGAGUCGCCCCGAGGCCCCGCUCUCUCCCGGCAGCGGCAGCGGCAGCAGCAGCAGCAGCAGGCGCCCCCCUCCUCCUCCUCCUCCUGCUCCUCCCGGGUCAGAGCCCUCCCCGGGGCCCCCCUCGGAGAUGAAGGCCCUCCAGCAGACCAGGAGGCUCCUGGCCAACGCCCGAGAGAGGACCCGCGUCCACACCAUCAGCGCCGCCUUCGAAGCCCUCCGCAAACAGGUUCCCUGCUAUUCCUAUGGACAGAAGUUAUCCAAACUGGCCAUCCUGAGGAUAGCAUGUAACUAUAUCCUCUCCUUGGCUAGACUAGCAGACCUGGAUUACAGUGCUGACCACAGUAACAUGAGCUUCUCAGAAUGCGUGGAGCAGUGCACUAGGACCUUGCAAGCUGAAGGAAGGUCUAAAAAAAGGAAGGAGUGAUCACCAAACAGAGUGGAUCCAGUGGCAGUCCUGUUCUAUCCCAAUUUGUCAACGUUUGUACAGCUGGAGAGUAAACAGUUUUUGGAAGACAUCUGCCUAUACAAUGGAAGCUGGCAAUUGGAACUUCAGGAUUGUGAGGAACCCUUCUGAGGAGAUGAAGAUUUUCUUCUUAUGCUUUCUUUUUAAGCCAGUCACACUUUAGUAUGUGCAAUGUAUUGAGCACUUUCCCCCCUUUGCUUCCAUAGGAAAUACAGUAUUACACUGAGCUCAUAGUAUACUGCAGUGUCAUUAUUAAUGCCAAAGAUCUGUUGGAAGUUCCUAUUCAUCUGCCCCAGCCCAAAGUUUAUGAUGUGUAAGUCUUCUGCGUGCAUCGGAAGCCAGCAACACAAUUCAGAUGUUCAUCGAAAUUGGGGGGUUACUGGUUACUUUCAUUAGAAUGCUAUUUAAAAGGUGAAUGAAGAUGCACAUCCCAUUGAAGUUUAAUGCAGGGCAGAUAUGAGACUGCAUACACAAUGGAUUUAUACUUGUGUUUCCUUAACGCCGAAUCUUGCUAUGGACUGGAAAACACACUUUUCUCAUUUUUGCCUUAAAUGUCACCACCCUGGAGUAGGAGAUCCCAUCCACCAUCUGUUCUGAAAUAAUGUGGCUAUUUGCCACAAAUAAAAUAUGACAAACCUUUCUGUAUGCCAUGGCUAUGGAAUUACCUGAAGCACUGAGACCAGAAUUUGGCACUAAGAUGCAGCCAAGAUAUAGAAGCAUUUGUUCUACAACUGCCAUUUUUCUCCCUGUUUUACCUUCAACAAUUUUGUUGUUCAGAAUAUUUGGCAAGAAACGGAUGUCUUGUUUUCCACUCAUAUGCACAGGGGGUAAAAAAUAGUGACAAGUGAGGAAUGCUACAGAAUGAACUUUUUUACGUUUUUUAAAACUAUUUAAUCCAAUAGAUGUGUUUGUAUGUGUGUAACUCAAAUGAAAGGAAGAGAAUAGCCAAUGCAUAAAGUAGCAGAACUAUUCCAAAACUAUUUGUAAAGUUAUCUUUUGGAAUUUAAGUAUGUUACAAACCCAUGUAAUGCAAAGGCAUUUGAAUUCUAUGUUGUAUCUUUCACUUCAAAUUGAAGUUUUAAAAAAGAAGUAUGGAGAAACUCACUUGGAGUAAGCAGGCUUUAUAAAUAACGCAUGUCAUAUGUAAGACAUCUGCUAGUAAUGAAGUAUCUAAUUUUGUAUUACAGUAAAGUAAUAUGGGCUUUUGAAGAAAAGAGAUUUCCAUAUCUCAGUCAAAUGGCAAGUAUACAGUACAUUUGCAGUACAUUGCAGUUAAAUUUGGCUUUCUGUUACGUGAGUAUAAAUUGGAUAUAUUCAUGCUUGAUUUACAUAACUGUAAUGCAUUUGAACAUUCAUUCUUUUGUGCCUAACUGACCGAAAGACAUCAGAAAUCUGUAAUGCUUAUCGUAUGUACUAGAACCGAGUUGUAACCAUAUACAGAGCUUGGAAGGUUACCUUAAAAAGUAGUUACAGUUAGAGAGCUAAAUCUAAACAUUUCUUCUGACAGUUUCAAUUGUCCUCCACUCCCCUGGCACUGCCUAUAACUGAUUCUGGAGUUUUCCAGGCCUUCAGAGUUGGAUUUAGAGUGUGCAGCAGUUGUAAUGGGGAGGGAGUAAUCACCCCUCACAGUUUCAUAAGUUCCCACCAUUCCACCAUUAGAUAUUACCUAUAAUUUUCAAGUUUCCCAGCAUCUAAUUGGUUACCUUUAUUGGUAGACUUUUAAAGUUACUUUUCUUCCCCCCCCCCCCCCACACACACACACAAUUGCAUCUUGCAGUACAAAACCUAUUCUCUCUGCCUUGUUUUGCCUCAACAUGUGCAACAAUGCAUGAAGCAGCAAUAUGAGUCACCAUAAGAACCAUUGAAUGAGGUACAGUUCAUUACCAGAGAAGGCAACUAAAGUAACUUACUUUUAUACUGCAAAAGGUUAUCCCUCAUUAAGUUAUACAAUCACCCCUCCAAGUCCACCGACUUGAAAUCCAUGGACUUGAAAAUCCGUGGAGGGGCAACUGCCAUUAACCUUAAUGGGAGGCGUGCCUGCGGCACACACCCUGCAUGCAUGCGCCCCAUUCAAGCCCGUGGAGUUUGAAUAUGCACGAGAUUUGGAACUCAUGGGGAGGGGGGUCCAGAAUGGAUCCGCCGCAAGUUCCAAGAGGCAACUGUAAUUAUUAUGUAAUAUCACUGAACCUUCAUUAAUGAGAGAAAGGAGCUAAUUACAAGUGACCAGUUACUUUGAAGUUCCGACCAUAUCAUUCUAAACUAAGUAAAAGCCUAGGGAAUUCUGGACUCUUCAGUUACCAUUCCCCCACUUUUGCUGCACUGAAGGACUCCCUUGUGGCUUCAUUUAUCUCUUUAACAUGGGGAAAGUAGGUUAAUAACACAGCAUACAGUCGGCCCUUCUUAUACACAGAUUUUUUUAUACACGGAUUCAAGCAUCCACUGUUUGAAAAUGUUCAAAAAAAGUAUAACUUUCCAAUAUCAAACCUGGAUUUUCCAAUUUUUAUAAGGGACACCAUUUUGCUCUGCCAUUAUAUUUAAUGGGACUUGAGCAUCUUUUUUGUUAUCCACGGGGAAUCUUGGAACCAAACCCCAGCGUAUAACAAGGGUUCACUGUAGUGUAUUCUAGAACAGGUCAAGGCUGAGCUCUCCCUGGAAGCCAAGAUAACUAAAUUGAGGUUGCCAUACUUUGAUCACAUCAUGAGAAGAGAUAAAUCAUUAAAAAGAUAAAAAUGCUAAAAAGGGUAGAGGGCGGUAGAAAGAGAGGAAGACCACAUGCCAGAUGGACAGACUCAAUGAAGGAGGCCACAGCCCUGAACCUGCAGGAUCUGAGCAAGGCAGAUGAGGACAGGGAGCUUGGAGAGGUUUCAUUCACAGAGUUGCCAUGAGUCCAGGCCAACUGGAGGUCACUUUACAACAGAGUGCCCUUCCUAAAGAACCUCCAACUAAUUUGGGGAGGGGUGGUUGAAGGUUCCCAUUCCUGAAAUGAACUAAAACUAACUUCACAUGAUGUUUUGGAGAUACUGCUUAAUGAUGGUCAGCCAUCCAGUGCCCAUCCCUUUUCCAAGCAUCUCUCACAAACUUUUCAGACAGGAUUUUUCAAAUGAAGGUGAAGAAUCCCUUGGCAUUCUGCGUAUAACAGCACCCUCUGGAGACAACCAUAAGAACAUGUGUGCCAUUUGCUUUCUAUGUAAGAAAGAAGGUUUCUCUUUGCAAAACAGAAAAUAUAAAAUGGAAAAGUGGUUAAAGAAAAUGUACUCAUACAAUAAUUGUAACAGAUAUUUUGUCACUGUGAACCGAAUAAAAAGCCUUAAAUUUGCAGGGUAUUAUAGGAAAAAGCA